GGAGGACAAUCAGGCCAACUGAACGACCCACAGACAUGACAGGUCACGUCCCGGUGGAUCCGGGCACCGAGGCUCACGCGGAGGACCGCGCGGCCAUCUGCAUCAACGUGGGCGGCUUCAAGAAGCGGCUGCAGUCCGACACCCUCUCCCGCUUCCCCGAGACGAGGCUCGCGCGCCUCCUCCAGUGCCGCUCCACGGAGUCCAUCCUGGAGCUGUGCGACGACUACGACGACGCGGAGAAGGAGUUCUACUUCGACAGGAACCCGGCUCUGUUCCCCUACGUGCUGAAUUUCUACAACACGGGGCGGCUGCACGUGAUGGCGGAGCUGUGCAUCUUCUCCUUCAGCCAGGAGAUCGAGUACUGGGGCAUCAACGAGUUCUUCAUCGACUCCUGCUGCAGCAGCGCCUACCACUGCAGGAAAAUGGACCAGGACCGGGAGGACUGGGACGACCGGAGCGACGAGGGCAGCACCACGUCCUCCUUUGACGAGCUGCUGGAGUUUUACAACGACGCCACCAAGUUCGACAAGCAGCUGCUCGGGAGCGCGCGGAGGCGCGUGUGGCUGAUGCUGGACAACCCCGGGUACUCGGUGGCCAGCCGCAUCAUCAGCGUCCUCUCCAUCCUGGUGGUGCUGGGCUCCAUCGCCACCAUGUGCAUGAACAGCAUGAGUGAGUUCAGCCUGCUGGACGGGGAGGGGCAGCCCACGGAGGACCCGCGCUUCGAGACCGUGGAGCACUUUGGGAUCGCGUGGUUCACUCUGGAGUUGGUGGCCCGGUUCGCUGUGGCCCCGGACCUGCUGCACUUCUUUGACCACCCUCUGAACGUCAUCGACCUGGUGUCCAUCCUUCCGUUCUACCUGACGCUCCUCAUCAACCUGGUGGUGGAAAGCAGCCCGGCGCUGGCCAACCUGGGCCGGGUCGCGCAGGUUCUGCGGCUCAUGAGGGUUUUCCGCAUCCUGAAACUGGCCCGCCACUCCACGGGCCUGCGCUCCCUGGGGGCCACACUCAGAAACAGCUACAAAGAGGUGGGCCUGCUGCUUCUCUACCUGGCCGUGGGGGUCUCCUUCUUCUCCGUCAUCGCUUACACGGUGGAGAAAGAGGACACGGAGGACCUGUCCACCAUCCCGGCCUGCUGGUGGUGGGCCACCGUCAGCAUGACCACGGUGGGCUACGGGGACGUGGUGCCCGUCUCCAUAGCGGGCAAACUGACCGCCUCGGCGUGCAUCCUGGCCGGGAUCCUCGUGGUUGUGCUUCCCAUCACGCUCAUUUUCAACAAGUUUUCCCUCUUCUACAAAAGACAGAAACAGCUGGAGAUCGCCAUGAGGAGCUGCGACUUCGACGAGGGCAUCAAGGAGGUCCCCUCCGUCAACCUGAGGAACUAUUACGCGCACAAAGUGAAAUCCCUCAUGGCGAGUUUGUCCAACAUGAGCCGGAGUUCACCCAGUGAACAGAGUCUGAACGAGUCCCUGCACUGAGCCGGACUCUCAGAGACCCGGACCUGGACCACCAGACCUGCAGACCUGCACGUCUGAGGGAGGAGCUGUCCGAGGUCCUGACGGCGCAGGAAGGAUCUGCUUCCCUCCGGACACGCGUGACCAUUAUCUCUCUGUAGCUCUGUGCAAUAAAGUGUUGAUAUGUGUCAGUCACAGUGAGACAGUUUAAC
Molecule: messenger RNA, 1663 nt
Organism: Nematolebias whitei (Rio pearlfish)
Lineage: Eukaryota; Metazoa; Chordata; Actinopteri; Cyprinodontiformes; Rivulidae
Product: potassium voltage-gated channel subfamily S member 2-like
Exons: 2
Coding region: 36-1475 (479 amino acids)
Biological process (GO): potassium ion transmembrane transport; protein homooligomerization; regulation of delayed rectifier potassium channel activity
Cellular component (GO): membrane; voltage-gated potassium channel complex
Molecular function (GO): protein binding; voltage-gated potassium channel activity
Source: RefSeq, a predicted model, not a curated record